AGGACUUGCCCUCCUUUACGGAGUCCCUGCUUUGCAAUAUUUGAAAUUUGCAACUCCUUAGAGAAACAUAGCUCCCGGUUCAUCUCCUAUAAAUACCAUCUUCAUUAUCUAAACCACCUCAUUCUUUCAACUUACCCUUGCUGUUUUCCUUUUUUUCGCCUUUCAUUUUUGGUUAUUAGAUUUCUCUGUUAUUAGGUAACACAGAAGAUGACGGUCGGGGCAGGAAUAACAGUGGCUAAUGGGAAGUUGAUGGUUUUAGGAAAUUGUGUUUUGAGUGAUGUUCAUGACAAUAUUGAGAUCACACCCGCAGCUGCUGAUGCUUUUGUCAAUGGAGCUUUCAUUGGUGUCCGAUCUGAUCAAACCGGUUGCCGCAGAGUCUUCCCUGUUGGAAAGCUUGAUGGAUUGCGGUUUAUGUGUGUUUUUCGGUUCAAGUUAUGGUGGAUGACGCAAAGAAUGGGAAAUUGUGGUCAAGAUAUUCCCUUUGAGACCCAAUUUCUGAUUGUGGAAGCAAAGGAUGGUUCUCAUUUUGACGAGAUUGGAGAUAACCAAUCUGCUGUGUAUACUGUGUUUUUGCCGAUUCUUGAGGGUGAUUUCAGGGCUGUUCUUCAGGGGAAUGAAAGAAAUGAGUUGGAAAUUUGUCUGGAAAGCGGAGAUCCUACUGUCGAUGAAUUUGACGGUAAUCAUUUGGUUUUUGUGGCUGCUGGAUCUGAUCCUUUUGAUGUCAUUACAAAUGCAGUCAAGACAGUUGAAAGACAUCUGCAAACCUUUUCUCAUCGCGAGAGAAAGAAGAUGCCAGACAUGCUGAACUGGUUUGGCUGGUGCACAUGGGAUGCUUUUUACACUGAUGUUACUGCAGAGGGUGUAAAGCAAGGACUGGAAAGCCUACAGAAAGGUGGAAUUUGUCCCAAGUUUGUUAUAAUAGACGAUGGAUGGCAAUCGGUUGGAAUGGAUCCCUCUAGUAUUGAAGCCAAAGCGGAUAAUACAGCCAACUUCUCAAACAGAUUAACCCAUAUCAAGGAGAAUCACAAAUUCCAGAAAAAUGGUGAAGAGGGGCACAGAGUAGAGGAUCCGGCAUUGGGGUUGCGCCAUAUUGUCACAGAAGUUAAAGAAAAACAUGAUCUUAAGUAUGUUUAUGUUUGGCACGCAAUUACUGGGUAUUGGGGUGGAGUAAGACCUGGUGUAACUGAAAUGGAACACUAUGAAUCUAAGAUGGCAUAUCCAAUUUCAUCUCCUGGUGUUCAAUCAAAUGAGCAUUGUGAUGCAUUGCAAAGUAUCAUAAUGAAUGGACUUGGGCUUGUGAAUCCGGAAAAAGUUUAUAACUUCUAUAAUGAACUCCAUUCAUAUCUUUCAUCUGCUGGAAUCGAUGGUGUCAAAGUUGAUGUUCAGAAUAUCCUUGAAACUCUCGGAGCAGGUCAUGGUGGAAGAGUGAAACUUGCUAGAAAAUACCAUCAAGCACUAGAGGCAUCAAUUGCAAGGAAUUUCCCUGACAAUGGAAUCAUUUCUUGUAUGAGUCACAACACAGAUGGGUUGUACAGUGCAAAACGAUCGGCUGUUAUAAGAGCAUCAGAUGAUUUCUGGCCAAGAGACCCGGCAUCACACACAAUUCAUAUUGCAUCAGUUGCUUAUAAUACUAUUUUUCUUGGAGAAUUUAUGCAGCCUGACUGGGACAUGUUUCAUAGCUUACAUCCAAUGGCUGAAUACCAUGGAGCAGCUCGUGCAGUCGGAGGAUGUGCCAUUUAUGUUAGUGACAAGCCUGGACAACAUGAUUUUAAUCUACUGAAGAAGCUUGUGCUAUCUGAUGGGUCUAUUUUGAGGGCUAAACUUCCGGGAAGACCUACAAGGGAUUGUUUAUUUUCCGAUCCUGCUCGAGAUGGUAAAAGUCUUCUGAAGAUAUGGAAUCUGAAUGAUUUCACUGGAGUCCUGGGUGUGUUCAAUUGCCAAGGAGCUGGAUGGUGUAAGGUGGGGAAAACAAACCUUAUUCAUGAUAAAAAGCCGGCUAAAGUCACUGGUUCUAUUCGAGCUAAGGAUGUCGAUUAUCUACCUAAAGUUGCCGGUGAUGGAUGGUCUGGGGAUAGUAUUCUAUAUUCUCAUCUUGGUGGAGAAGUAAUUUAUCUUUCGAAGGAUGCAACAAUGCCAUUUACAUUGAAGUCUCGAGAGUAUGAAGUUUUCACAGUUGUUCCUGUGAAAGAACUACCCAAUGGGGCUAAAUUUGCUCCGGUUGGUCUACUCAAGAUGUUCAACUCAGGAGGGGCUAUUAAGGAGUUGAAAUAUGAUUCAAAGACAAAUGCAGCUGUUUGCAUAAAAGCCCGUGGCUGUGGCCUGUUCGGAGCAUAUUCAUCAACUCGGCCGAAGAAGAUAACAGUUGAUUCGGAGGAAAUGGAGUUCGGAUAUGAAGAAGGAUCUGGUUUGAUCACUCUGGAGUUGAGAGUUCCUGAGGAAGAGUUGUACUUGUGGAACGUAACAGUAGAAUUAUAGAAUAUUUAUGUAUUUAGGAUGAUUCAAAACGUUUGUAUCUGUGACAACUUGCUGUUGUAGUAUCCUUUAUUCAUAUUCAUGUAUAUGCAUAAAAGUGGAGAUCAUGCAGACACUUUUUCAGUCUGUAUGAUUUCUAGCAUCAAUGAAUUAAUUUUGCUUGCAGAAG
Molecule: messenger RNA, 2641 nt
Organism: Jatropha curcas
Lineage: Eukaryota; Viridiplantae; Streptophyta; Magnoliopsida; Malpighiales; Euphorbiaceae
Product: seed imbibition 1
Source: RefSeq, a predicted model, not a curated record